Messenger RNA from Protopterus annectens (West African lungfish), 4225 nucleotides. RefSeq lists its product as uncharacterized. The coding region runs from base 98 to 3571 and encodes 1157 amino acids. The record is from RefSeq and is a predicted model, not a curated record. The transcript has 12 exons. Lineage: Eukaryota; Metazoa; Chordata; Ceratodontiformes; Protopteridae.
CUUCUUAAAAAUGAAACUAUUUUUGGCUUGGUAGUGCAAAUGAACCUAAAUAAAUGGAAUUAUUCUUUGGGGCCUAGUAAUAUUUUAUUUGGAAAACAUGAAAUACUGGGGAUUCCUUACGUCUUUUUUCACGUAUGUGGCUUUUUCAGACAGUACCAUUAAGAUUAAAACAAGCAAUGCAGAUGUCCUUGUAAAUGAAGAUGCUUUGUUGCAGUGUUACGUCAGUGACGUUAUCAAUGAACUGAGUCUGGAAAUGUUAGGUGUUGAGUGGUCCUUUAGAAAUGAAACAAACAAAUACAAAGUAUACACUUUCGAUGGAGUUGAAGCACAAUAUCAUAUAUUUGGACCCAGAGUAUAUGUGUCCCAAGAGCAGCUCAAGAAAGGCAAUGCUUCACUCCUGCUUUCAAAGGUGCAUUUCAGUCAUGAAGGCAUAUAUGAAUGCGUCAUCUUUGUAACGCCCAAUAAAGAUGAAGGUACUCUACAAUUGACAGUCUCUGCAAUGCCAAAUGUUACUUUAUCUGAUGAAGAAAUUCUUGCUAACCCAGAUACAGAAAAGUCAGUUGGAUGUGAAAUCAAGAAUUUUUAUCCAGAGAAUAUUGCUGUUAAGUGGCUGGAGAUUAAGGAGAGUUCAGAGGUAGAAGUCAGUGAAGAAGAAACUGAUAUCUGCAUUGGUUCUCCUGUUCAAAACAAAGAUGGAACUUUUAAUGUUAAGUCCCGCUUAACUCUUCACCCGAAACUUCAAGACAGUGGAAAAAGGUUCAGGUGUCAAGUUUCUCAUAGGACGUAUCCUGAUAGGUAUGGUGUAGAUGCAGUCCUGUCUGUCAGAGAACCAGAGUCAUCACCUCUAGGUCUUAUACUAGGAUUCCUGUUUGGACUUGCUGGAAUUGUUAUAACCAUUGUUGUAUAUUGGUUACGUUUUAAACCAGUGCCACCCAAAGAUGUAACUGUUGAAUUUCCUGAGCACCUCAAGCAUGAAGAAGAAUGCACUUUUAAAUGUGAAAUACGUAAUUUUCGGCCAAUGUUGAAAACUGUAAUUUUCUUCAUCAAGAAAAAAGGAAUGGACCGUAAACUGUGUUACCAGUGGCCAAUAUCUACAGCAAUAAACACUCAAACCAAGGAUGAAUGUCGGAUCACGUUAUGUGGUCAUGAAUACAUUCAGCCAGAUAGUCUGUUUAAAAAUGUUAAAGAAGAAAAGGAAAUGUACGGUGACGGCACUCAGCGUCUAUCAUUUCACAUCACCACGUUUCCUAAUAUUUAUCUGGAUCAUGAAGCUGAGUUCACAGUAUCUGCUGAACAUAAGUCACUUGCAGAACCUAUUAAAGCAGUCAGGCAGUUUAAAGUUGUUGGAGCUCCACCAAGAUUAUCAAACAUUGUUGUACCACCUCGUAUAGUGCAUGGUGAGCUCCUAGCUUUGACAUGCAUGUUCAUGGGGCAUAAACCGAGAAAAUUAUCUGUUACCUGGAAGAAAAAUGGGAAUAAGAUUGCAGAAAGAGACUCAGAAUAUAAAUAUGAGAAAGUGUCAACAUCAGAAAAAUAUUCUCACAACUUCAGUGAUAGUCAAUAUACUGAUGACUACACAUUCAGUGCCACAAGUGUCCUGAUGUUCAUUCCAACUGUUAAAGAUGACGACGCCAAAGAAUUUUCUUGUGACGUUUACCAUGAAUCCUCAGGGCACAGGGAAGAAAAAUCCCAUAAACUGAACGUAAUUGCACUUCCAAAGCUGGAAAUUAUAAAGAGCUCUCCUGAUGUGCCUAAAUCCAAUGAAUCCUUAACCUUAUCUUGUAGGAUUCAUUCAUUUUACCCCAACAACAUUAAAAUAACUUGGUACAAAGGAGAGGAAGUUAUGAAAGAAGCACCAGAAAACAGUGAUGCCACUGUAGAAGAAAAUGGUCUGUUUUACUGUACCAGUCGUCUAACAUUUAAACCUGUCAAGGAAGAUGUGGGAAAGACGUUUUUCUGCAGAGCUGGGUAUCAAAAUAUUGAACAGAUAAGGGAAACUGAAUGGAAAAUGAAGGAACUCGUUUCAGUCCCAAAACUUACGAAUAUUCAAAGUAGUGACACGGCCCCAGAGAUAGGGAAGGAGAUUACUUUAUCAUGUUCAGUGGAUAAGUACUUCCCACCUGACUGCACAGUCAUAUGGGUGCGUGGAUUUGAACGUACUGUGGAUGGAGUUACAGUUCAAGAGCCUCAAGAGAUUGCGAAUACUGGCCUUUAUAGAAGAGAAACUUGCAGAAUAUUUAAACCCAAAGCAGAUGAUCACGGCAUAGAAUUUUCUAUGGAGGUUGUUCAUUAUGGCAUCACAUACAGACCAGAAAAACCUUUCUGCUUGCAUUUCAAAGGUAUUCCAGUAGUCGGUGAAAUAACAGUUGAGCCAAAAAAUCCAAGUUAUGGAAAGUUUGUCCAACUAACCUGUGACGUUCGGGGUUUUUAUCCAAAGAACAUCAGUACUCACUGGCUGCAGAACAAUAAACAACUUGAUAAAGGCAUAACUAUUGAAGGUCCUUUUGAGGACAGCAGUGGUGUUUUCAAUCUGAAGUCUUCGCUGAAGAUAAAACUGACAGCCGAGGAUUUUAAUAGGGAGAUAUUUUUUUGUGUUCAGCAUCAAACACUAAAUGAACCAGUUAAAAAACGAGCAGAAGUUUACCGUCCAAGUUCACAACCUGUUUUGUCUGACAUUAACGUCACACCAUCUUAUCCUGAAGCUGGUGCUCCAGUUCAUCUAAAACUUGAUAUAACAAGUUUUGCACCGAAAGAUAUCACUGUAAGGUGGUUCAAAGGGUCAGACAUUAUUUCAGCCUCAUAUAUUAAAACCAACUCUCCAAGGAUUGCAGACAAUGGCUUGUAUUUUACGGAAUCAGAGUUUACCUUUUCUCCAGAGAAACAUGAUCAAAAUGUCUUCAUUAGAUGUGAAGUCCAUCAUUUAACAACAGAGGAAAUUAAAGAAAAGGGCUGCUAUCUAAAACUUAAAGGUGUUCCUUCUCUGUCCGAAAUAACCUGCAGUCCCAAAAUGCCAUCUCCUGGUAACAAAGUGAUUUUGUGUUGUAAAGCCACAGGUUUUACUUCUGAUAAACUAAUUGUAAGGUGGUAUAAAGACAAAACACCAAUUCCACAUGGAUGUAGUUUGAUAGGCCCAGCACGUGGCACUGAUGGCUAUUAUUUUACAGCUGAAUUAAAACUCACUGCAGCUCUGAGUGACAGAAGUACAGAUUACUCUGUAAAAGUUUUGGAUGUGGCUUCAAAUUCUCAACUGGAAAAAGUAUUCAGGAUUACAUUAGCUGUGGAAGUGCAAAAAUCUGAAAUCUGUUGUGUAACUGAAAGUCCCAACGCUGGUGAUGAAGUACAGUUUUGCUGCUUUGUCAGUGAAUACAGUAUAGAUGAUGUGCUAGUUACCUGGUACAAUGGAUAUUUGCCAGUUACAAAAGGAGUGAAGAAUGAGAUGGCACAUAAUGGCCUAGGAUUCAAUUCAUACCUCCAUUUACAGACUGAGACAAAUGUUUCUGAAUAUAAAAUUAAAUGUGUGGUAACCAGCUAUUCACAAUCCUUUGAAUAUCCUUAUCUUCUGAAACUUUGAUAGAUAUUUUGUUAAGGUUUCUGCUGCAAUGACUCACCAGUAUUUUCUAAAAUGAUGGGAUGUCUGUAAGUCCUUUGGUUUUACAGACAAGAAGUACAUUACAGUGUAAUGGAGCAAGUUGUAUGUAAAAUUAUUUGCUAUAAUAGCUGAAACACUAAUGCUUACAUUUUGAAUCUAAGAAGCAGUUCCGGAUGUGUAUGGAGGGCAUGUAAUAGAAGAAGCCAUGUGGAAGUUAUAUUACAAAGAUAGAAGAAGACGAAUUGGAAAAGUAUGAGGGGAAAAUAAAAGUCGUCUUGUGUUUAGAACCAGAUGCAGCACUUUUCAUACCUGCAACUUUCUAAAAACAUUCUUUGCAGUAAAGGUACUGACAAAGUGGUUAACGCAAAAAGUGUGCAAGCAAGGAUCUACAAAAGUCCUUUCAAGAUGUUAGCAGUGAAUAAGCACGAUAGAGAAUAUUCAAAUGUUUAAAAACAGUCUGCAACAUUUGUGUAACAGGGAAUAUGUGUUUCUAGUGAAUAGGAAAUUUAGAAAUCACUUUUGGCCCAAAUGUGAAGUGUUUCCUUGGUGUACAUAUAUUUUUGUAUAUUUCCUUUUUACUAAUUGUAACUAGAUCAAGGCUACAAAUAAAGCUAUUUUAAUCCAGCAGCAAAUAAA